AGAUUAGCAACAACAAUAAGUAUUUCACCAUUAGAAUAGAUAACAUGUAAUAGCGACGCCCGAACCCCCCAAUCAGACCAAUCCAAAACACUUUCCGUGCGCGGCGUACGCAGAAGUUCAAAGUCAUCACAACUCGGCAGUACUAAGGGGUACAAAUUAGAUUUUACUUUCGUGUCAACACUCAUGAAACUCUCGGCUUUCGACGGGUACGCAAGUAGCGCGCAAAUGGUGACGGAAUUUGGUUGUUAGGAGCCCCCGCACCGCACACUCUGUCUAAAAAUUCAGAAUUGAGAAUCCGGACCGUGAGCACAAUGAGCGAACCGCUGGCAUUGGCAAGCGGCGGCGUGGUGGAUCCACCGACCCCUUCCACUUCCGCCUCUGUUUCGAACCUGCCCACAGCCACAGUUGCGCAGGGAUCGGGAUCCAACCGGGGCAUGGACCUAGAGGAUCCCAAAAACAAAGGAUUCUUUCUCUGGCAAUGGUUUUGUAACUGGACAUCCAGCUCACCGACCAUGCUGCGCGCCGUAGAGAAGAAGAUACUGUCGUACGUGAAGCUGCCCUACCGGGGCUUCUUCGUGGACAUCGGGCCGGCGGUGGGCGAGGCGGACAAGAUCUGGACCAUCAGCAUGAACACUGAGUCGAAGGAGGUGCCUCUGGUGCUGCUCCACGGCCUGGGAUCGGGCAUUGCCUUGUGGGUGAUGAACCUGGAUGCCUUUGCCAAGAGUCGACCCGUGUACGCCAUGGACAUCCUCGGAUUCGGACGCAGCUCGCGUCCGCAGUUCGCCAAGGAUGCUCUGGUGUGCGAGAAGCAGUUCGUCAAGUCGGUGGAGGAGUGGCGCCGCGAAAUGAACAUCAACGACAUGAUUCUGCUCGGCCACUCGAUGGGCGGCUUCAUUGCCUCCAGCUACGCCCUUACCUACCCGGAGCGGGUCAAGCACUUGAUUCUGGCCGAUCCCUGGGGCUUCCCCGAGAAGCCCGCGGAGUCGGCCAACGGCAAACAAAUGCCGCUCUGGGUGCGGGCCAUAGCUAGAAUCCUUACGCCGCUCAAUCCGCUGUGGGCCUUGCGCGCCGCCGGCCCCUUUGGCCAGUGGGUGGUGCAGAAGACGCGGCCGGACAUCAUGCGCAAGUUCCAGAGCACCAUUGACGAUGACAUCAACCUGCUGCCGCAGUACAUCCACCAGUGCAAUGCCCAGAACCCGAGCGGCGAGUCUGCUUUCCACACAAUGAUGCAGUCCUUCGGCUGGGCCAAGCACCCGAUGAUCCAUCGCAUUAAGGACGUGCGCAGCGACAUACCCAUCACAUUUAUCUACGGCUCCCGCUCGUGGAUCGACUCCUCCUCCGGCGAGAAGAUCAAGUCACAGCGCGGCAGCAACAUGGUGGACAUCAAAAUCGUGACGGGAGCUGGCCACCAUGUGUACGCCGACAAGGCGGACGUCUUCAACCGAUACGUGAAUGAGACCUGUGAUAUGUACAAGGUGGCCGGCAAGCUAAUCACGCCGCUGCAGCUAAUCCGCGAGUCCACGGAGUCCGACGAGGAGCGCGAACCCAGCCUGAGCACAGCGAAGACGGUGGAGGUCCAGCCGGAGGUUCAGCCGCUGCCCGAAUCCAUCACCACGGCAGACGCUUCCGACGAACUGGCGGCCAAUGUCAAGCCGAAGUGAGCAGGAGCACAAGGGUUUAGUGGAGAAGGCAAUCAGAGCUCGCCUGCCAGCCUGUAUCUAUUAGCUUAGUGUCUUUGCCUAGUAUUAAAAGGUCUUCUUAUUUACUCAGCCGCUAUUUUUACUCUCUACCGUACAGUCCCACUUGGCUAACUGAAACAAAGCUCUAAACGGCCCAUUCUUAUUUAUAUUUUUGGAGAUUUCAAGUUAUACAAAUACUGUUAACUAAUAAGCUUAAAUAUACUUGUUAUGAAAGCAA
Messenger RNA from Drosophila elegans, 1917 nucleotides. It is a transcript of the gene puml, whose product is annotated as (Lyso)-N-acylphosphatidylethanolamine lipase. The coding region runs from base 312 to 1661 and encodes 449 amino acids. The record is from RefSeq and is a predicted model, not a curated record. NCBI's taxonomy places the organism in Eukaryota, Metazoa, Arthropoda, Insecta, Diptera, Drosophilidae. The transcript is spliced from 2 exons. Gene Ontology annotation, cellular component: lipid droplet.